Messenger RNA from Pteronotus mesoamericanus, 793 nucleotides. RefSeq names its product anaphase promoting complex subunit 15 (gene ANAPC15). The transcript is spliced from 5 exons. Gene Ontology annotation, biological process: regulation of mitotic cell cycle spindle assembly checkpoint. The record is from RefSeq and is a predicted model, not a curated record. Gene Ontology annotation, cellular component: anaphase-promoting complex. The coding region runs from base 39 to 509 and encodes 156 amino acids. Lineage: Eukaryota; Metazoa; Chordata; Mammalia; Chiroptera; Mormoopidae.
CGGUCUGGUAGGCGGGAGCGGGAAACAAAAGAAGAGCAAUGACGCAUGCGUUUGGUCUGCCCUGGUUUCUGGUGGGUCCUUCCGCUCAGGGGGAGAGAAGUGCUUCCGGGUCGCUGCCGGCAGCCGCCUCCCGGCGCGGAGCCAUGUCCACCUUGUUUCCCUCACUCUUUCCCCGUGUGACUGAGACUCUGUGGUUUAAUCUGGAUCGACCUUGUGUGGAAGAGACAGAGCUGCAGCAGCAAGAACAGCAGCAUCAGGCCUGGCUCCAGAGCAUUGCAGAGAAAGACAACAACCUGGUACCUAUUGGCAAGCCAGCUUCAGAGCACUAUGAUGAUGAGGAGGAAGAAGAUGAAGAUGAUGAUGAGGAUAGUGAAGAGGACUCAGAGGAUGAUGAGGACAUGCAGGACAUGGACGAGAUGAAUGACUACAAUGAAUCACCUGACGAUGGGGAGGUCAAUGAGGUGGACAUGGAAGGCAACGAACAGGAUCAGGACCAGUGGAUGAUCUAAGUAGACAAGGCAUGGUGGCCUCAGGGAGAUUCCAGGCCAACGCAACCUACCUGUAACCCCUGCAGAACCAGCUGAUCACCCCAGUGCCUGAAAGCUCACCCUCAGGCACCUCUUCAGCUGCUGCCAGGACCUGGUCUCCUUGGCCCCUCCCAGGCCAUCAGCCUGCCCUUGAAUCCCCAGGGCCUGAGCCCACCACACCUUUUUGGCCAGUACCUCACCUCUUGAUUGCCAGGUGUAGUCUCUUUCUAACUCUCUUUAAUAAAGACACAGGACUGAAUUCUGCC